AGAAGCCAACAAGAGCUCCAAUAGACAAUUCCCGAAGAGCUGUGGCAACAGAGCCCUGGAAGCCAAAAUUCCCAGAGGAACGCUGGAGGAAAGGUGCCAAUGGAACAGCUGGGAGAGCCAAAGAACCCAUUCAGGGCCUUGCCUUCAUCCUGAUUUCCAGCGUUCCUGUGCUGCUUCUCCUGCUGGCCAUCACAGGCAUCUCCUGCUUUUGGCUCUUCAUGAAGAGGAGACAGGAGCUGCUGGAUGUGUCCCCCAAGGGUGACCGGGCCUGGCUGCCCCAGCCCGGCAGGGACAGCCCCAGGCUGGACAUCUCCAGGGUGCUCCACAAGCAAAGCGAAGCUGACCUGGCCGGGGCCAGGCCUGGCACAAAGAAUUCCUCCUUCCGUGCCCACGAGGGGCUGCAGAGCCCCUGCAGGGACCCCCAGGAGCCCUCCAGCAGGGGCUGGGUGACACUGGCCAGCACGGAGAGUGGCUUUGUCACCAACGACAUCUACGAGCUCUGCGGGGAGCGCGUGGGCAGGAGCAAGGAGUCCACCUGGGUGGACAAUGAGAUUUAUGGAUAUUGAGGAAAUGGACCUAAAAAACCCACUGGAAUUUGGAUUUUGGGUGUCAACGUGACUUUUCUUGCCCUCUCUAUGCACUUGUUCAAUAACAGGAUGUGUGGUGUUGUGAGGGUCCCCAGGACGAGGGAAGAGAUGAGAAUCUUGACUCCACGUCUCAGAAGGCUGAUUUAU
This is a messenger RNA of Zonotrichia albicollis (white-throated sparrow), 734 nucleotides long. The record is from RefSeq and is a predicted model, not a curated record. NCBI's taxonomy places the organism in Eukaryota, Metazoa, Chordata, Aves, Passeriformes, Passerellidae.